AUGGCGCCUAUUAGGAGGAGCAAAAAGCCUCCACCGGAAGGAUGGGAAUUAAUCGAACCUACGAUUGAGGAACUUAAUCGGAAGAUGAGAGAAGCAGAAGCAGAUCCUCAUGAAGGAAAGCGUAAAGUGGAGGCUGAAUGGCCUAUAUUUCGUAUCCAUCAUAAAAGAUCUCGUUUCAUCUAUGAUCUAUACUAUAAAAGGAAAGCUAUUUCCAAAUGAUAUAAUGUAAACAAUAAGGUGAAGAAGAAGAAGAAGAAGAAGCAUCCAAAUCAGUUUUGUAAUCCUGAUUCCUUAGUGCCUAUGAGUGUAUAAAUAUAAAGAGUAUUAAAAUUUCAUUGUUACUAGUCUAGUAUUGAAAUAUUAUUUUAGUAAAGAUUAUCUUUGAAAUUCUUUUAACAGAAGAAUACAAACUGAAUGCUUAUUAACUAGUGAAUGAUAACGUUUCACUAUGGUAUUCAAACAAAUCUUAUUUUCAUUUUGACUAUCUAAGAUGGCCUUAGUAUUUAAUACUGAGUGAUGAUUAAGGGUGAAAUGAAAUUUUGAACCGCAGCCGGACCAGGGACCACUAAGUUUCCAACCCGAUGUUAUGGUUAGCAGUUAGACGUCAUAGCUCAGUUGGUAGACCAUUGGGACGGAAACCUGGUGGUCCCUGGUUCGAAUAUGGCCACGGUCUAAAUCGUCAUUAUACAGUACAAAUCUUAUUCGUUUAUUUGAAGGGAGCCUGCUUAAAUUUCAGGCUAUUGAAAAUUUUCCAACGAAUAUAUUACAUCAAAUUUAUUCCUUUUAAUUUGUUUUAAUUUUUUAAAUAUGUCUCCUAAACGUGUCAUGUACCCUUGAAAACUUUUAAAAUGGUUUUCCAACCUACAACAAAACGAAGAGAUGGGCUUAUAAACGCAAAAAAAAUCCAGUUCGUUGCUAUUCCUUGGAUAAAUAUGUCAAAUUUCAAAUUUUACUACUGAUUGAAUAAACUACCAUCAUCAAAAUUAUACUGAAUUUUUUAUUCAUUCGUCAAUCCAAGCCAAAUGCUAAUGUAAUUACAGGUAUCUGUUAUUAUUAACUGUAAUCAAAUACAGUGAUUAUUUCUCCUAAAGAUACUGUACAGGGAAUGAAUAUGUUGGUCUAAUACAUUCUGAGAGUUCCUUCCAUACUGUACCGCACUUAUUGAUUGUAAUAAAUUUAUUAUUAUUAUUAUUAUUCAG
Molecule: messenger RNA, 1199 nt
Organism: Heterobilharzia americana
Lineage: Eukaryota; Metazoa; Platyhelminthes; Trematoda; Strigeidida; Schistosomatidae
Source: the annotation of a GenBank genome assembly